AUGUCUUAAAUAAAGUUUUGCUUACACCAUUAAGUGUGUUUUGGACAAGGUUUGUACUUGGCUAAUUCAUAAAAUAAUUGGAAAAUAGAUGAAAGUUGUAGAAUGACAUGCAUUAAGGUAAAGAUGUGUUUAUUAAUUCAGUUUAAUCGAUGGGAACUUGAAUUCUAAGUUACAGACGAUAAAUUAGAAUACAAAUAUGUGAUAGCAGAUUAUGAUUAUCCAUAUUUUCAAACAUAAAUUUGGGAAAGAGGCCACAACAGAUAUUUUAGUAAAUCUAUAUUAAAUAGUUCAUAAACAAUAAGUAUUAAAUUGUAUUCAAUAAUAUUAUAGAAGAUAUGUGGGAGAAAAGAAUGAUUUCACUCAAAUUAAUAGCUAUAAAUACAAAUUCUUUAGCUAUCAUUAUUGGGAAUUUCCCUGCUUUGAAAUCUCCAAUUCAAAUGAAAUUAAGAGAAAAGAAGUUUAAUAAAUAUUUUACUGCAAAAUUUUACAUUGACUUCACUUAUUCGGAUGAGGUGAUACAAUUUCAAUACUAUUUACUUAUAAAAGAUCCUAGUAAUAGACUUUUUUAAUUUUAGCCCCUUUAGAAUUCAUUAGUACUCCAAUAACUCUUGGUAUUUCUGAAAGAAAUUAGGAAAUAUGUCAAGCAAUCUCCUUUUAUAGAAUUGCACUUUAUUGA
Messenger RNA from Paramecium sonneborni, 676 nucleotides. The record is from the annotation of a GenBank genome assembly. NCBI's taxonomy places the organism in Eukaryota, Ciliophora, Oligohymenophorea, Peniculida, Parameciidae.